ACAGCGCGCAUCGAAAACAUCUCCCGUGCGCGAAUCCUUUCGAUUUGUUUGGAUCUGAACCAUCUGCUCGCACAUUUGGAAAUAAUCGGUUUUUGAAGAGUUAUUUAUUUGCAACCUGCUUUUAAAUUUGAUGUAAGUUUUCCUCAGUAGUUAUGCAGUGAAUCCGAAACCCUCAGUGAUGCGAACAAACGACGAGCAGUCUGCGGACAGGGAGCGGGCUAUCCCACCCGAACAAAUCGAUGUCGAAACCCGGCUGAAGGCGGUCAAUCGGGAACUGGAUGAAAUCGGCGUGGAGUUAAGCCGGCUGAACGCUCGCCGGAAAAAGUUGCUGGAGCUGAAAGAGAAGCUACGCAUCCAGAAGCAACAAGAACAGUCCAACAUCAUCGCCAAGAAGGACUGGGAAUCGGAAGAGUUCGGCUGGUCCAAAGAGGUUCGGAGGGUGCUGAAGGAAAUUUUUCACAUGGCGGACUUUCGGGCACAGCAAUUGGCCACGAUAAAUGCACUGUUGGCCAAGCAGAACGUUUUGCUGCUGGCACCGACCGGAGGCGGGAAGAGUUUGUGCUACCAGCUGCCGGCUGUGGUUAGCAAAGGGAUUACGCUGGUCGUUUCACCGUUGAUUUCCCUGAUGGAAGACCAGGUUUGGGCGCUGAAGAAGCUGGGAAUACGGGCGGAGUAUUUGUGCGGGACUUCCGAGAAGGAACUGGUCAGCGCGGUGCAUAAAUAUCUGCGGGAUGGUGAUGAUGGAAAUUUGAAGAUACUGUUCGUCACUCCGGAGAGGAUUAACCGAAGUGCCCGGUUUAAGACCGCGCUGCAGAAGUGCUAUAACAUCAAGAAGCUGGCCCAGAUCGCUAUUGAUGAGGUCCAUUGCUGCUCGCAAUGGGGUCACGACUUCCGAACGGACUACAAAGAGCUGGGGAUCUUCAAGACGCUGUUUCCAGAUGUCCCCAUUUUGGGAGUAACGGCUACUGCGACGACCAAGGUCAUCUCCGAUGUUCAGAAGAUGCUGCAGCUUAGUGAAUGCCUAACGUUGAAUGCGCCCUUCAAUAGGCCCAACCUCUACUAUCACGUGCUGGAGAAGCCCAACGAUAAGGAAGAGCUCUACGAUCUGUUGGCGGAUCUUUUGAAGCGGAGGUAUCACGGUAUGAGUGGGAUUAUCUACACGUUUACGGUCAAAGAAACGGCGGAAAUUUCGACAGAGCUGCUGCAGCGGGAGGUAAAGGUUUUGCCCUAUCAUGGCCAAAAUAUGGACCCCAAGCAGCGUAGCAGAACUCACCAGAAGUGGAUCGACAACGAGAUCCAAGCAGUGGUGGCGACGACCGCUUUCGGGAUGGGUAUCGACAAGCCGGACGUUCGCUUUGUGAUCCAUCACACCAUGAGCAAAACGAUGGAGAACUUCUACCAGGAAAGUGGUCGGGCCGGGCGGGAUGGCAAACGAGCGGACUGCAUUUUGCUCUAUCGGCUGGCGGACAUGUUCCGGAUUUCGACGAUGUCGUUCUCCGAGUAUGGCGGACUGGACAAUUUGUACUCCAUGGUGAAGUACUGCAUCAAUGGGAAAGACUGCCGUCGAGUGCUGAUUUCGCGCCACUUCGCCGAGGUUUGGGAUGACACACACUGUGACAAGCUGUGCGAUCGAUGCUUCUUCAAAGACAGAGUGCAGCUGCCCGAACAGGACAUAACCGGGCACUAUCAAACGUUGCUGGCCAUCAUUCGGCGGGCGCAAACCUUGCAAACCAAGCUGACCGCGUUGAAGCUGGUGGACGCCUGGUAUCACAAAGGUAGCCCUAAGAACCGGUUGGAAACGCCUCCACCUCUGUUGGAUCGAUUCAUCGGGGAGCAGAUCGUAGCGCAUCUUCUCGUGAACGGGUAUCUCAAGGAGGACUUCCAAAUUACUCCUUAUUCGACCUUCAGCUACAUCGUGAAAGGACCGGCCAUCCCCAGCAGCGAUAGUUUUCGCUUCCAAGGGGCUCGAGUACUUCGAAUCCCGAAGGAUUCUCUGAAGUCGAUAAUGAGAAAUGAUCCGGCGAACUCCACGACAAUAACUGAAGACGUUGAACUGGUAUCCGUGUCUUCCAACGCGAGUUUUGUCAGCAAUAGGAGCGCAGUUAGCACGAGCACUCCAAAGCGAAAAGCCGUCGAUUGUAGCGAUCGAGAAGAGACCAGCUCGAUGAGAAGCGAAGCAAGUGAAAUCAGUUUUAGCAGUACGCUUCUAAAUGGUCACAGUCGAAAAGAGGGACGAAAACGACGGAAAAAUGGUUCCACCAGUAGCAGUUCGAACGAAAUCAAGGAAGACCUAAAUGCAUCGAAGAGCUUCAAUGAAACAACACUCACUGCUAAAAACGCUUCCAACAGCACGAUAGACAAAGCAGAAGUCGACGACGAUGAGGAUGUGCAGUUCGUGCCAAACCAGGAUGAAGUCAUCGUAAUUUCCUAGAGUUUUGCAACACGUUUAGUUUUUAAUGAUUUGAAAAUGUUAUUCUAUUUUCAUCGUAUGAAAUGAACCUGAUGGAACUUA
Messenger RNA from Aedes aegypti (yellow fever mosquito), 2512 nucleotides. RefSeq names its product ATP-dependent DNA helicase Q1. Lineage: Eukaryota; Metazoa; Arthropoda; Insecta; Diptera; Culicidae. Gene Ontology annotation, cellular component: cytoplasm; chromosome. Gene Ontology annotation, molecular function: nucleic acid binding; 3'-5' DNA helicase activity; ATP binding. Gene Ontology annotation, biological process: double-strand break repair via homologous recombination. The record is from RefSeq and is a predicted model, not a curated record. The transcript is spliced from 3 exons. Bases 179 to 2431 code for a protein of 750 amino acids.